UACUUUUUUGUUCUUACCAUACUUUUGACGUCAUCUAUGAUCUAUUUCUGAACACACGCACAGCAUUUUAGAAUAUAUUUUUAAAUUUCCGCAUCCUUGCUUCAAUUGUUCGAUCGCGUAACGUUUAUAAUUAUUCUUACAUAGAGGAUUGGAUAAGAAACAAUUUGGAAUUUAGCACGAAAAAUGAAAAUACGGAUUUGAAUCUUUAGUCACUCUGAAGGAAAUUUCUUGAAAACAUCUUUUACUCAAAUAUUAUGAAGCUUAAUCUUUUAGAUCGCCAGUCGUUUAGAAUUGAAUUUCCCCUUCCCUGAAUUGUUAAAAUGUGUGGGAUAUAGAAAUUUUUACGAGGUUUGCGCUACUGAAAUACCAGACAUAAAUAGAAGCACGAUAUGAUUGGCUCCUAAUAUACUGAGCUGUCAAUUACCGUCAGUGUUGUCGUGCGGCCCUGUGUAGCCAAGAUGGCGGAUGCGGACUUGCGUGAACGCAGAUACACAACCUCUUGUUCGGUUGAACAAACGACCUAUGGGUAUUUUUAAGCCGUUAUCUAGCCAUGAGUUUACUGAAGAAACUUGCGUCUUUGUCGCCACUUCAAUCGCCGAGUUCAGACGCGGAAAAAAAGCAACUAGAAGACGGGUUUGCAGAGCUCGGCGCACAGGAUUUUCUGAAGCUUGUUGAUGUACAUUGGAAUAAUGCAAAGUCAAUCAUAGCGCUAGACGAGAAAACUAUUGGCCAUCAAGAGCGGUGUAAUAUUUUAGUCCACCAUUUAAACGAAAUUAUCAAUGUUUUAGUCGAUGAAAAGGAUGGUGACCCAGGUCCUUGUUUACAAUACGUUUUGGAUGAAAAUGUAUUUCAAACCGUGUACAACUGGAGUGCGUCGAGCAGAAAUUGUGUCAAGGAUAUGAAGCGAGAACAGCUAAGACUGUUUAGGAAUCUCAUCGAGAAAGGUAGAGCACCACUGUUGAUUUACGAACAGGUUUGGAAACCUCUCCUGUAUCUAUUGCAUUCUUGCGUAAACAACAUUUGUUCGGACGAGGAAGAACAUUUCGUGGCAGUGCUGAAGGGCCUGUGCGUGAGUGUGAACCGGGAUAUUGCACUGUUGGAUCUUUUUUUCUUGGAUAAUCACCAUCACGCACAGAUAGCCAAGCUCUCUGUGUUUUCUCUGCUAAUUCCUUACGUACAUCGGGAUGGAAAUGUUGGCGUUUGGGCCCGUGAUGCUAUGCUGUUGUGCAUGGCUUUAUCAUCAGUUGAUUCUAGGCUGGGCAGGUACAUUGCCGAAGAUACAGACUUUUGUCCGGUGUUAGCAACAGGACUCAGUGCCUUGUAUUCUGAUCUGCCAACUUCACUUGAUAUACCUUCAGAGGACUGGUAUUCUUUGGAGAGAGGCCUGUGGGCAACUUUUCCUGAACUGGUUUCAUUUCUGACAUCACUUGAAUUUUGUAACAAUGUCAUUCAGAUUGCUCAUCCUCAAGUCCAGUCCAAGCUGUUGGAUCUCAUUUAUCAUGGAUUUCUUGUGUCAGUAAUGGCAUCAUCACUUGGCCAGUCAUCCACUGAAGCAUUGAUAGCUGCCACAUCCUAUCUGGACUUGUUUCUACGCAGCAUCACAGAUGCCAACUUAAUGAAAGUAUUUUUAGAAUUCAUUUUGGUGGAAAGAUGUGAUGGAAUGCCAAUUCUUGACUUACUUGUCUCAAGGAUUGCACAUGAAUCUCAGCUUGCUGUUGUAUCACUGGGUUUGUUUUACACUCUGUUGGACCUGAACUGUGAAGACAUCAUCUACAGUUUGGUGCUAAAAUAUCUGAUUCCCUGCACGCACAUUCUGAGCAGCCAAAGAAGAACCAUCAAGGAAGUGGAUCUGUACAGCAAGAGCGCAUUUAAAUUCCUGUCAUUGAUACCUUCCUGUUGUAAUAACUCCAGCAGCAACUCUUCACUGUCUUCUUCCACCGAGAAUGUCAACGGAAGUGUACCCAGCACGCCCAUGAAGAUCGACCUCAAAGCGUCCAGCGAGUUGGUGUUCUACCGGUCCUCUUUUCUUGGAGAUCUUUACUCGGACGUUUGUGCAGAUUACAUGGAGUACCUUGCAGACGCGCGAAAUUUAUUGAGAAUUUGUCAAAUGAAGUGUGCCUGCUGGUCCGCCCCAUAUGACGGACAAAAUCCUUCCAUACAGGACCCUUCCUCGAAAGAACGAGAGCGAUCCUCAUCUAUUGUGUCCGCGCCUGUUGUCAAUGGCAACAUUCCGAACCAGGUUUUCCUUUCACCUCAGGAUGCGCAUGCGCCCGUGAAGCGCUCUAUAUCAGCGACUGAGUUUGAACAGAAGCAAAUGAAACCGGACUUAGGACCGUUUUUAACAACGCUGUUUCAGAAAGUGGAGCGAAUGCCGCAGAACACGUUUUAUGUGAACUUGAUUUUGACUGGUGUGGUUACCAGACUGGCCUUAUAUCCUCAACCGCUACUUCGAUCGUUUCUUCUAAAUUACAACAUGCUUCUAAAACCAGGAGUGCGCUCAUUAUUUCAGAUCCUUAGUUCAGUGAAAAUUAAAGUGGAGAACAUCGCUGAUCAAGUUGACGAACUUGACAAACUCCUGCGCCGUGCAAGAAAGAACCUAAUUCUUCGCGAGGAAAAGAGCCGAGUUAGUAUUCAGAGCGUCGUUGCGGAUAUACAACAACCAGUGAAAUUAUCAAAAAACCCUGAAACUAGAAGCCCUACAUCGACUCGAAAGCUGUUAAAGCAGAAAACAGACUCUUCAUUGUUGAGCAACGUUCGUUUGCUUAAAGACGGCCCCGCGCCGAAAUAUUUUGGUAAGGGAAGCUCCAAUCUUCGAAAACAAUCAGUGGAUGUUUCCUUGAGCCCAAAAUUGGCGAUAGCCAACCAGGAAAGGCGGGGAAGUCUAGAAAGUGCAAGCACCAGCUCAAGUCUGUCCCUAAGCGAGUCGUGGGAGAGCUUACACUCAUUAAGCCCCAAAUUCGGGAGCACCGCUGAUUUAAGCGCCGAGAACUAUCCCAAACCGGGUACCAUUAGAAAACUUUCUAACCCCCAAAACUCACCGAAAAAUUCCUUUUCAAAGAACACAUAUAAGAGGAAAAAUCCAAAGACUGUGAAAAACGCUGUCUACUGUAUUGUAGUCUUGGAGGAGUGGCUGAAAGAACUAGCGGCGAUUUCACAAGAACAUGCUUUGGUGCUUGGUGUAGGUGAGGAGUGGAAUAAUGUUACACUGUGACCUUGUAGGGGGUGAAAAUUACCUAAGGGGUAUUACGUCACAUGGGAUAAGUAACCGUGUGACCAAUCGCUUCCUAGAAAGUGAAUCAAUGCUUUGAUAUCAAUGACUUAUGCGAGAUAUUUUUUUGUUGCUUGUGGGGGAAGUAAAACAUUGUCUAUAAUUGUACUGUGUGUGAUCCGGUAUAAAACUGAAAAAGUGGAUGAAGGGUGAGCAUGAAACGCAGACUUCAAAUCGAAUUUCCUCGUUAACUCACUUUGUUACGCGCGAUCACUAUGGUAAUGGUGUUUUGUUCUCUUCUUUGAUUCGUUACUCUGGAAGAUAAUGUUUUGAAUUUUCAGAAAAAAAAAAUAAGAAAGAAGUGUACAUUUUUUCGAUAAUAGCUCAAAAUGUUAAAACUAUUUUUAAACUGUAGAAAGUUUUCUCCCUAUAAUUGGUGCAUCCAGAGAGAAAGUAGAGGAAAAAUAUAUUUUUUUUUUACGGUUAUUGGUCAAUGUCAACACACUGUUGUACUUUUAAGUUCUUUCAAUUCUCUUUUCGGACCAUCGGAUCUUCUGAAUAUAAUCUGUACUUACCAUUACAUGUUUACCGUUCCAAAGUGAAUUUUAGUCUGAAAAAUCAUCUUACUUUGAAAGAUGUGUCUUUUAAGGUUAAAUUUCACUCCAUACUUAAUUUGCGGAUUUCAUAUUUAUGAACAGCUCGUCUGUGUUAUCAAGGUAGAAAAUUAUAUAUUAACAGGACGAGGCUUCUUAAGUAAUAAACUCUUGUUAUACUGAAUUCCGGAGGAAGGGUACCCCUCUCUGGAAGUAAGACAAAAUUUCACAAAGUUAGAUUAGCUACAAUUUGAUUGUGAUUUGGAUCAAAAGGGGAAUCUUGGUAGAAUCGCUAGAAAAAAGUAAUUUGACUGGAAUAAGUGUAAUAUAAAAGGUAUUUUUAGGUUGCCUGGGUCCUGUCUGUGGGCGCAGAGCACGAGAACGAGGCCAAGUGUAUGGGAUGCGACAUAGGAUUUGUAAUUUUUAAAUAACACGUGACAUCAAAGGAAAGAAUUUUCAAUAUAAAUGAAAGUGAGUUUUGUGAAACUGUACAAAUGUCAUGGAGUCACUAACGGCGAUAUCAGGUGUAAAUGCAACGCACACUUCCUCUAUGGAAGUCAGCUGACAUUUUGCACGUCAAGGCUCCCCAAGCCCGACCAUCUUGAGCGCAACAAGCCCGUUUCCAAACCCCACGCCAUAAUUUUCGCCUGGGAAUGUAAAAAAAAUGGAGGUUUUAAUUGAACCAUACUUCUGGAAUUCAUAAUUUUAUUUUCGAUAAUGUAGUAUACCUUUUCGUGCAAUAAGGACAACAAUGAAUUAAAGGAGAAUCUCUCUGUUCCAGAGGAGAUUACUACUUAAUUAUGCCCAGUAACGAUUAUAGUAUAUUUUGUUUUUUUUACAAACAUUCCGUUUUAUUAAUUUAUUCUCCACGAAAUGUACCUAAACCUAGCACUGAACUGCUAUCAAAGAGAAAAAUUGGUAACUUGAGUAUCAAUCGGUGAAGAAAAUUACGCCUUCUAUAUCAGGCAAAUUUGCAAAAAUCUCACAAAUCUAUACCAAAAAGUUUUAUAACUUUAACUUGGAAUUGUUCAAUUAUAAGACUACUGUGCUAUUGUAA
Stylophora pistillata is the source of this 4858-nucleotide messenger RNA. Its product is annotated as FHIP family protein v1g243165. The record is from RefSeq and is a predicted model, not a curated record. Lineage: Eukaryota; Metazoa; Cnidaria; Anthozoa; Scleractinia; Pocilloporidae.